UUUUGUGAUAAUAUCAAACUUUUUGCUAAGGUAAAUCAACUUUUAAAAUAAUAAUUUAAUAGAAAUGACAUUGUGUAGAACGUGUUUAUCUAAAAGCGAUCUAAAACAAUUAUUUCCUGAUAAAAAUCUCGUAAGUUUACGCAUCGAACAGCUAUUAACAGUUUGCGGAAUCAAGAUUGAACCGGAUGAUGGUCUAUCUCAGUUAAUAUGUGAUUCUUGCCUAAAUCUUUUCAAUGGAGCAUUAAAACUAAGAGAAUUGAGCUCAAAAUCAGAAGAAAUAUUAAAGAAGUCAUUAAAAACAAUUAAAAUUGAAUUUGAAACAAUUGAAAAUAAAUCAACGACAAAAGAACUAGAAAAAAAUAAAAACUUACAACAAGAUGACCAUAAACAAAAUAAGAAGACGGAGAAAAAGAGGUUUAAUAUCUCAAAAGAUGAUUUUUCAGUAUGUAUUGAAGAUUUUGAAUCAAGCAAUGAUUCUGAAUUCAUGAAUAACUUUUUAAUUGAUGAUUUAGAUUCUAUAAAUAGCGAUAAUGAUGUCCCAGUACGCAUUGAAGACUUUGAAUCCAGCGACAGUCUAGACGAAGAGUUUAAAAAUGUAAUUAAAAAUGAGGCUAAGGAUUUUAAUAAAAUUAAUUAUUGGGAUUCAAAAGAGAAAGAGUUUUUGGAAAGAGAAAAUAGAAAACAGCAGACCAAGGAGCAGGAUGCCAAACUGCUAUCUUUAGCAGCCAUUCCAUACACUCAAAGUGGCCCUCUUAAGUGCACCCUGUGCAACAAAGUCCUGCGAAACGUACAGAACUUUAAAUCACACGCAAAAACACACUUCGAACCACAGAAUGCUUGUGAAGUAAGUAUUGUAUGGAGUAGGGAUGUUAUUUAG
This is a messenger RNA of Spodoptera exigua (beet armyworm), 877 nucleotides long. NCBI's taxonomy places the organism in Eukaryota, Metazoa, Arthropoda, Insecta, Lepidoptera, Noctuidae. The record is from the annotation of a GenBank genome assembly.